Messenger RNA from Trachymyrmex septentrionalis, 543 nucleotides. It is a transcript of the gene Dph3, whose product is annotated as DPH3 homolog. The record is from RefSeq and is a predicted model, not a curated record. Gene Ontology annotation, biological process: protein histidyl modification to diphthamide. Bases 242 to 505 code for a protein of 87 amino acids. Lineage: Eukaryota; Metazoa; Arthropoda; Insecta; Hymenoptera; Formicidae. Gene Ontology annotation, molecular function: metal ion binding. The transcript has 2 exons.
GCAGAUCGCAGAUCGCAAACUUGUUGCAGUCAAUUCAAUGUAUCAGUUUAAAAAAUGACGCUUCGAGAUUGGCUUACAAUUUCAUACACUAUACAGCGAAGCUUCGCUGAUGAAAACCCGGAAACUUCCCACUCCGACAAAUCGUAGCGAUGCCGAUGCGUAGUAGACUCCGACGCGUAGCCACGUGUGUUUCACUCAAGGUUCUGCCUCGUGAAGCCAAUAUUAAAUUGUAAUCUAAUCGAUGUCACGAUUAGACUAUUAUGACGAAGUAGAAAUCGAAGAUUUCGAGUACGACGAGGACGAGGAAGUUUAUUACUAUCCCUGUCCAUGUGGUGAUCAAUUCCAAAUAUCUCUUUCCGACCUGGCCGCCGGCGAAGAAGAAGUUACAUGUCCCUCGUGUUCCCUUGUGAUCAAGGUGAUUUACGAUAGGGAGGUCUUUCGUAUUAAGCAAGAAGAGCUUGAAAAGAAAAGCGAUAAAAAAGAGUUAGCAACUCAACAAGUUUAAGGAAAAGAUAGCAAUAUCGAGAACAAAAUGACAGGACG